Messenger RNA from Saccostrea cuccullata (small rock oyster), 1113 nucleotides. RefSeq lists its product as uncharacterized. Lineage: Eukaryota; Metazoa; Mollusca; Bivalvia; Ostreida; Ostreidae. Gene Ontology annotation, molecular function: calcium ion binding. The transcript is spliced from 4 exons. Bases 603 to 1049 code for a protein of 148 amino acids. The record is from RefSeq and is a predicted model, not a curated record.
GUCUAUCACUUCUUGAUUGACAUUAUUUAAAUCGAUCUGAAUUAUGGGAAAAAAAGUUGAUGACAAUUCUGACAUUGUGAUAUAUACAUAUCGCUAAAAGCAGAAGCUGAUUACACGCCAUGACACUAAAAUCAAUAAUUCAAUUUAAAAAAAUGCUUUGAAAUAAUUGAAUAUUUGGAUUCAAAACGGCUGCUAUUUUUUUACAUUUUCCCUAAAAAAAAUAAAAUUCGAAAAUAGUUUUUCCCAGCCAAGUAUGCAUGGAUAUUGUGUUAACUGAUAAUUUUUUAACUAAAUCUGUUCAUGAAAAAAAAAUUGUACAAAUUGUAAACAAAAACUUCAGUCAGGUGAAAAUUGAUGACAACUGUCGUCUAUAGGGGGGAAGGAUUAGCGUUCAAUUACUUAAAAAAAAUAAAAAGGCAUAUGUAAUUAACAUAUAAUAUAACGAUGCAUUCAGCUGUUCCGGGAAACUCGUAAAUUGCCACAUAGUCUAGCAGUAAGAUAUUUCUUUGAAUUAAAUCACUUUCAAAAUAAUUAUUUAAAAUAAAAAACGCUUGUUAAAUACAUCCUUUUUCUUCUGUGUAUAAGUACUGAGAGUCAAGGCAAUGUUCAAGAUCAACAUUUCACACGUACUGGCAUUGUUGCUGAUGACCAGCGUAUUUAUUGAGGAUUCCAAUGGGGCUUGGUGGAGUUGGACUAGAAGACGUAAACCUAAAGUACAGAUACAUGUACCUGUGACCACACAAGCACCAGUCUGCCCCCGUCUUUGUAGCUUCAGUUGUGAACCAUCAAAUAAAUGCGGAAGGUUCUGCUGUUUUUACUGCUACCGCAGUUGUAAUGGAAAAUAUCAGAAUAUUAGCUUGCCAUGUAAAUUUUCCGUGUGGGAUAAGAAUGGUGACGGUGCUGUUAGCAAGACUGAAUUUGUGAAUGUGACACAAGCGAACAAGAAUGUGGAUGUUGAUUACGUUUUCAAAACGUCAGACAAAAAUGCUGACAACGUCCUAUCAAAGGAAGAGCUACGCAAUGCACCAAUUAUUAUGGAGAAGUGUUAAAUGGCAACUGCAUAAAUUGUCACACAAGUCUAGUUGAGUUCUUCAGAAAUAAAUUCAAACUGUU